Molecule: messenger RNA, 3712 nt
Organism: Callorhinchus milii (elephant shark)
Lineage: Eukaryota; Metazoa; Chordata; Chondrichthyes; Chimaeriformes; Callorhinchidae
Product: glutamate receptor, ionotropic, N-methyl-D-aspartate 3A
Biological process (GO): modulation of chemical synaptic transmission; monoatomic ion transport; ionotropic glutamate receptor signaling pathway
Cellular component (GO): postsynaptic membrane; plasma membrane
Molecular function (GO): transmitter-gated monoatomic ion channel activity involved in regulation of postsynaptic membrane potential; NMDA glutamate receptor activity
Source: RefSeq, a predicted model, not a curated record
AUGCGGGUGUUGCCGCUGCCGCUGCCGCUGCUGCUGCUGCUGCUCAGUCCGCUGCCCGCGACCCGCACCCACCCGCAGCCCUGCGGCAUCCUCAAGCGCAUCGGGCACACGGUCAGACUGGGGGCCGUCCUGCUAUUGCCCCAACCCCAGCCCCGGGCUCCCGGCCCCGGCCCCGGGGUGGGGGGGGUGGAGGGGGUGGGGGUGGGGGAGGGCAGCGCUCAGCCCCUCGGUGCCCGGGAGGCUCUCCUGCGCGCCGCCCGGCACCUGAACGGGAAGGGCGGGCUCCUGCCUUACAACCUGUCGGUGGAGCUGGUGAUGGGGAUGGAGGUGGGGCUCGGGGAGCUGCCGCUCUUCAGCUCCUCGCCUCUGGCCCGGAGGGACCCCCAGUCGUUUCUGGAGAGCGUGUGUCACACGGUGGUCGUGCAGGGGGUCGCCGCCAUCCUCGCCUUCCCGCUCAGCACAGAAGUGCAGCUCGAGUUCCUGUCGUCCACCAUCCGGAUCCCCGUCGUCAGCCUCGUCCAAGAGGAGUAUCCCAGGAAUUCCAAGAAUCCACUCCAUCUGCAGAUGAGCCUAAACAAUUUUCACCCUUCACAUGUGGAUAUACUUAUCUUCCUCCUGACAAUGAAUAGCUGGUAUGAUGUCAGCCUGAUUUUGUGCCAAGAAUGGAACGUUACCAACUUUCUCAACCUUUUGCACAAUAACUCUAAAUUUCACCUUGAAACUAUUUUAAAUAUCACUUCAGAGAAAGAUGAUGACGACUUUUUGAAUUAUUUACAAGAGCGCUCGGACACAGAAAAAGACGUUUUGUUGACCAUCAUCACAUUCGGCUGUGACGUUGAAGAAUUCCGAAGGAUUUUUCAAUUAGCCAUGAAAUAUGGAUUAACAUUGCCAGAAUAUCAUUGGAUUCUUGGCGACUCGCAGAAUGUGGAAGAACUAAGAACUGAAGGAUUACCAAUAGGUCUUUUGGCUCAUGGUGAAACUACACAACCUGUUUUCCGCAAUUAUGUGCAGGAUGCAGUGGAGCUGAUAGCCAGAGCAGUUGCAGCUGCAACCUAUGUCAAACCAGAGUUGGCUCUUAUUCCAACUACAACAAACUGCAUGCAAAGGGAAACAAUGAAUGCAUCAUCAGGCCAGUUUCUUUCAAGAUUUUUAGCAAACACCUCUUUUGACGGUGUAACAGGUUACAUCAAAGUGAAUGAGCCAUUCAUCAUCACUUCAGACAGUCAUUAUUACAUCUGGAACCUGCAAAAUGACCCUGUUGGAAAACCCAUGUGGACUCGACUUGGGAGGUGGCACAGAGGGGCAAUUGUCAUAGACCAUGGGAUUUGGCCCAACAAGAUGCAGAAGCAAAGGAACAGUGGGGCGUAUCGCUUGCAAUUGAAAGUAGUGACGCUUAUUGAACACCCUUUUGUGUUCACCCGCAAUACCGAUGAAGACGGACGGUGUCCCGCGGGACAGUUGUGCCUGGAUGUUCUCACAAAUGAUAGUGAAGUCAUUGCAAGCCUUUUUGAAAACCUGCGGUCGGGAAAUGAUUCUGUGCCUAUAGAGUACAAAAAGUGCUGCUACGGUUACUGCAUUGAUCUCCUAGAGAAGCUGGCUGAGGAUAUGAAUUUCGACUUCGACCUAUACAUAGUGGGUGACGGAAAAUACGGUGCAUGGAAGGGCGGUCGCUGGACAGGCCUGGUGGGUGAUCUUCUCAGUGGUGCUGCAGACUUGGCUGUGACAUCUUUCAGCAUUAACUCGGCGAGAAGCCAAGUGGUUGAUUUCACCAGUCCUUUCUUCUCCACUAGUUUGGGCAUUCUGGUGAGAACGAGAGAUACAGCAGCUCCUAUAGGAGCUUUUAUGUGGCCAUUGCAUUGGUCAAUGUGGCUGGGGAUCUUUGUGGCUCUUCAUAUAACUGCGUUGUUUCUGACUCUGUACGAAUGGAAAAGUCCAUUUGGAAUGACUCCUAAGGGGAGAAACAGGAAGAAGGUCUUUUCGUUUUCAUCAGCCCUCAACGUGUGUUAUGCUAUUUUGUUUGGCCGGACCGCUGCCAUCAAAACCCCGAAGUGUUGGACAGGAAGGUUCCUGAUGAACCUGUGGGCUAUAUUUUGCUUGUUCUGUUUGUCGACAUACACAGCUAAUCUGGCCGCUGUCAUGGUGGGAGAGAAAACGUAUGAGGAACUUUCAGGAAUUCAUGAUCCCAAGCUUCAUCAUCCAUCACAAGGUUUCCGCUUUGGAACAGUGCGAGAAAGCAGUGCAGAGGAUUAUGUGAAGAAGAGUUUUCCAGAGAUGAACGAAUAUAUGAGAAGGUACAAUGUACCAACAACCCCAGAUGGGGUGGAAUAUUUAAAGCACGAUCCAGAAACACUUGAUGCUUUUAUAAUGGACAAAGCACUGUUGGAUUAUGAGGUCUCGAUUGAUGCCGAGUGCAAGUUACUAACAGUUGGCAAGCCUUUUGCUAUUGAAGGAUAUGGUAUUGGCCUUCCACAGAAUGCUCCAUUGACUUCAAAUGUUUCUGAAUUGAUUAGCCAGUACAAGUCCGAUGGUUUUAUGGAUGUGCUUCACGACAAAUGGUAUAAAGUUGUUCCGUGCGGCAAAAGAAGUUUUGCAGUGACAGAGACUUUACAAAUGGGUAUCAUGCACUUCUCAGGACUCUUUGUGAUGCUCUGUGUUGGAAUCAUUGGUUCUCUCCUCGCAACAGUUGGUGAGCACAUCAUCUAUAGACUGGUGCUUCCGAGAAUCAAAAGAAAACCUAAACUGACGUAUUGGCUCCAUACAAGUCAGAGAUUUCACCGGGCUUUAAAUGCAUCUAUCGCUGAUGAAAAAUUUCAGCAGAAAGUAAAUAGACUGGAAAAGAGAUGCAAUGUAGGAAAUAACCAGCAGGUUGUGUGGAAUACUGCCAGUCAAGUAAACUGGAGCAAACGAAAAUGCAUUUUCCAAGAGGAACAGCAAUCUGAAAUUGAUUUCAAGCACUGCAAGGAUGAACACCUACCCCAAAUGGCGAAGGAGCUCCCUGUAGCCAUCAAUUCCAACGGGAAAUCUGAACCACUUACUAAAGCCCGGAAUUCAGUCAUUCACGAGCUAUCAGAACUGGAGAAACAGAUUCAGUUUAUUAAGCAGGAACUGCAGAAAGCUAUGAGCAGGAAAAACGAGUUGGAAGAGUAUCAGAGAACAGUCAAAAAAACAGAAUCAUAAAGGUAUUACCGACACUUUGUAGGGAAAAAAGCAAAAGAAAUAGUUUGGUUGGAAAUACUUCAUUUCAUCUCUUGCCUUCACUUGCCUUCUUUUUAACAUUGAAGAAUUAAUGUGAAGAUGACCUCGCCCCCCCCACCCACCUUCCCCCAUUCUCUCCGAACUAUUUGGUUUCUAUCGUGUUUCAUCCCCGCUGAGAAAGAUGAAUUCUGCACAGAUUUGGGCUAAGUCUGAACUAGCUUUUUUUGGUUGGUUGUUUAUAUUUCUUAAUACAACAGAUGAUGUGCAGUGAUCUCAGCUAUAGAUAAAACAAAGGCAGUACUAUUUAAAGGGAACCAUUGAGAUUUGUUCAGUAGUAUUGAUGUUAAAGUUGUUCAUUUAGCUGACUCAAGAAUUGUUGUUGUCUUUCCUGAACUCCUUCCUACAACGUUGUACGCAUCAACACACAUGGACACACAGGCGGAGAAUGACCCCAGAACUAAACCUAAGAUCUCAAUAAAAAUAAUAAUAACCCUUGCAUUUCACAUAUCGCCUUUCA